GCUUCGAUUUAUCUGUCUCCCAUCGGAAACGAGACAGAGGAGGCUGCUCGACUACGCCAAACACGUUGAGAAUCCUUCAAUCCGGUGGAUUUUUUUGAUCUCAGCUACCUGGGCAUUCAUUCUGGCAGCGGAAAGAUGAAGAGCCGCCGGUCCAGAAUUCCGGAGAUGCUUUCCAAUAGAUUCGACCCGCAGAAAUGGUGAGCGCCUUUUCAGUCUGAAUGGGAUUUUUUGGUGGUUGCAUUAGCGUUUGCCUUCUCGAUUUUUUUUUCCUCUUUCCUUGCAGCAAGACGUCUCUCAAGCUGGUGGCAUCUCGGAUAAAGCUGCUAAGGAACAAGGAGGAGUUGUUGCUGAAACAGAUGCGACAGGAUUUGGCUCAAAUCUUGGAGACUGGGCAGGAACAAACCGCUCGGUUACGGGUUGAACAUGUUAUUAGGGAACAAAAGACUUUGUCAGCGUAUGAGCUCAUUGAGAUAUACUGCGAGAUCAUUGUUUCAAGGUUGCCCAUAAUCGAGGCACAGAAGAGCUGCCCCAUAGACGUGAAGGAAGCAGUAACUAGUGUAAUAUUUGCAUCCCCGAGAUGUGCAGAUAUUCCAGAACUUAAGGAUAUUAACAAACAUUUUACAGCAAAGUAUGGUAAAGAUUUUGUUAAGGCUGCUCUUGAAAUUCGACCAGACUGUGGAGUUAGCCGUGUGAUGGUCGAGAAACUAUCAGCAAAUGCACCUGAUAUUCAGACAAAGGUUAAAGUCCUGAAUGAAGUUGCUAAGGAACAUGGCAUUAAAUGGGAAUCAAAAACAUUUGAAGAGGAAGUUCAGAAACCUAAGGAUGACCUGCUGAGUGGACCAUCCUCUUUCAGUAGCGUGGAAAGAGUGGAAAUUAAAUCCUCUGACGUUAAAACCUCUUUUGUUGGAAGCCAAAAAAAUGAAUCAGCAGCCUCUCGGUAUAAUAUGGCAGCCCAACCACAAGUGGUCAAAUCAACCCUUGACAAGGAAGAGAGUGCUUCCUUCCAUAGCUCAAAUUGGAAGAUGGAGUUUAAGGAUGCAACUGCUGCUGCUGAGGCGGCUGCUGAAUCCGCUGAAAGGGCUAGCAUGGCAGCUAGAGCUGCUGCCAAGUUAGCAAGCCGUGGGAAUGUUUCUAGACAAUCUUCAGGUGGAUCAUAUGAACAAUCAGCAUAUGUUGUCAAAAAUGGACGACCUCAGUCAAUGAAAAGCUCUCAUGUGGAGAGCAAUUACACUUCACAUUUAAAAGCCUCCAAGGAUACUAGUCGAAAGGAUUCUCAUUCUGUGAACCCAAAGGCACCAGAUCUGCACAAGGAUGACUUGAUACAAACAAGCAAAUUAACUAAAGAUCAAACCUUAAAGAGUUAUACCACCUCUAGGGAAAAUCUGAUGUCAGAGAAGGCUCAGUUCAGUAGCUCGCCGAUUGUUAAUGUGCCAUCAGGGAAUAAUUUCCAUGAAGAUAAUGCCAAACCAUAUCAUUAUGCAGGAGAAAGCAUUUCAGAUCCAGGACCUGCAUUCAAUUUUGAUAAUGAUCCUGAUAAUGUUGAUGAUGAUGGCAGUAUGAACUAUGAACAUGGACCUAGCAUGUUUCCUUCUUCAUUGCAUUCUGCUACUGUUGAUGAUAAAAGUGAAGUUGAUUCUUCUGCUGUACAUUAUGAUGACGACAAUAGUGAUAAUGAUGAUCACUGGAGGCGAAGUGAGAGCAACUUGUUGGAUUCAUUUUUGCCGCAACAAAGUUAUGGACCUUCUAGUCACUUGUCAAACAUGGAUUCUUGGAGCCAUAAGGAGAAUGAUGCUCGGAAUAGUGAAAUCACGUCACAGCCCGACGAAACUGAUCAUUCAGAAAAGAUAGAGAAGGAUGAACUUCACUCAUAUUCUGAUGGCAAUGUGCCACCAAAAUAUGAUUCGCCAAAAUAUGACUCUGAUGAACCAAGUUCUGAGAGUGAUGAUGAGAUGGAGUAUCCAAUUCUUUUUGGACAUGUGCGAUCCAGAAAUUUCAUAGACACCAACAACAGCUCAAGUAAAGGUUUCCUAGCAGCACUACCUACUCAUGGAGCGCAUCUCAUGGACGAUACUUUUGCACUUGAUGCAAGCAAGCACCAACAAGAUGCUUUUCAUAAUGAGAAAAAUCUUGAAGUGAAAAGAGGUUCUAAUGAUAAGGAUUGCAGAUCUGGUCUCAGUGUGCACCACCAAACUCGAAGUCUUGGCAAAUCUCAAUCUAAUGAUACAGGGAGAGGAUGGACAGAAGAAUCAGUGAAUGCUAAUUUAUCAGAUGAAGGAUAUGAAAGUGGAAUCUUGAACAUCCGCAGAUUGUCUAGUGGAGUCAGGAACAAAGGUUACACUCGUCCACCUAAUGUAGGAAACAUAAUUGUAGCUUCAUCCAGGGCAACAAUGGAUUCAGAUGAUAUUUCUCUCAAUGAUGAAGAAAUUACCAUCAGUACAUCUGAAUUUUCAACAAGUAUUGAAGUCACGACUGAGGAAAGAACAAGUGAAAUUUUGCAUACAGAUGCUUUCCGGACGAAAUUUAGAGCUUCAAGGACCAAUGUGAACACUAGCCUUGGUAGUGAAGAGCAGCUUGCAAAUAGGUCAUCAGAUGAUCCUGCAUCAACAGGAAGAUCAAUUUAUUCUCAGUCCAGAAGUUCUGAAAAUUUGAAUCAUCCAGUUCUCAAAACACAUCUCCAACAACAAGAACGGAAGGGGUACAAGGAAUCUAAUUUAAGAUCACCAGCGAAAACUAUAAGCAUAGAAAAGGGGGCAAAGCAAACUGAUACUGCCGAGGUUAGAGGGUCAAGAGGCAGUAUUUCAACCUCCAGAAAUCAGAAGUUAAACAUUUCCCCUUCCACACAGAAAUCAACUAACUCUGAAGUUGUAAAUCAGUGGAUCAACAGUCAGAAUUCGCAUGGGAGAGCAUAUUAUGACUCUAAUUUUGAUCACAAACAGGCAGAAGAGCCGGAGCCACAAGCUGCAUCUGUAACAGGUAACAACAAUAUUGUUAAGCUUUCUCGAAGACUGAGGCCCACACCAUCAGUUGCUAAAGAAGAUAAAGUCCCAGACAUCUCAGAACCAGUGAAGGAGUCAAAGACCUCUCUACUAAAUUAUGCAAGUGAUUUUUCCUCUGCUAAAAUAAAACACUCCAGAGAUUUACAGGAUGAAAAGAGUUCCAAGCCUCAACAAUCAUACUCAUUCGUCCAAGAACCUCCACUGAAACAGUCACAGACUGGACAGUCUGUGGUUAGGGAUCGUUCCGAGCGGUCUCAAGGUGAGUCGAGGCAGCCUUCCAUUAAAGAAAAUGAGAAAUCUUCUACGCCAAGUUCAGUUAUGAAAUCAACUUCACGUGAAUCCUCUUUCAACAAGUCUUCUCAUGUUCAUCCAAAGCUUCCCGAUUACGAUUUUAUUUCCGCUCACUUUCAGUCACUCAGAGCAAAUGUGCGCAAGUUUUGAUGUAGAGAGAUCAGUUCUCAUUUUCUUGUAGCACCACCAUAACAUUCAUGAUUGACUCAGUUGUCUCCCCAAAUGAUUGGUCUGAUCCCCUACUGAUGAAAUCCUCCUUGAAUCUAGGGAAACUCAUAGAACAGAUACCUGAGAUACGCCCAACCAGUUAAGGUACUUUUCAUUCAGAUCAAUCGUGCUUGUGUUUUGACUGAGAAAAAGAUACAAAACUGGUUAAUUCCUAACAGCCCAACUCUUAUUUAUCUCUUUAAUAACGUUUCGUGUC
Molecule: messenger RNA, 3711 nt
Organism: Zingiber officinale
Lineage: Eukaryota; Viridiplantae; Streptophyta; Magnoliopsida; Zingiberales; Zingiberaceae
Exons: 6
Coding region: 219-3437 (1072 amino acids)
Biological process (GO): protein transport
Source: RefSeq, a predicted model, not a curated record